Salvia splendens (bonfire salvia) is the source of this 1785-nucleotide messenger RNA. RefSeq names its product zinc finger CCCH domain-containing protein 15. Bases 435 to 1385 code for a protein of 316 amino acids. Gene Ontology annotation, molecular function: metal ion binding; mRNA binding. The record is from RefSeq and is a predicted model, not a curated record. NCBI's taxonomy places the organism in Eukaryota, Viridiplantae, Streptophyta, Magnoliopsida, Lamiales, Lamiaceae. The transcript has 3 exons.
AGUAAUAUCCAGGCAAUUUUUAUGACGAAAGUACCCUUUAAUGCAAUCGCAGAGCGCUCACCCUCACCAUGCAAUUGCAAGGGCACGUCGCGUCUGAUACAACUAAAUGUCUCACUGUGAGCUCAUCUAAACUGGUACUAGACUCCUAGUUCAGUUCAUCGACGCAAUUCAAGGAUGAGAUUAUGAUCUAGCUCUGGAACAGAUCAAUUCUGCGGUGUUUAGAACUUUGAUAUUGUUCGCAUGGUGCUCAAUUUCAAUUUUUCUUCAAUGCACUACGAUUUAAUUCGGUUAUUCAAAGAAAUAGCUUCAGUUUCUGAAAACACAGCUACGGAUAUCAUAAGAAUAUUCAUGAAAUCUCAUGUUUUUGCCUCUUCUCUCUGGUAGUGGUGAAUUGCGAAGCAGUGCUAAGUUCGCAGAAUUCGUACGCACGAACGAUGCAAAGAGAAAUCUCAAUCUCAUCCGGCAUCUCCACUCUGCCUUUCAACGGCGAAUUCGAUUUCGAUCCGUCGAUGUACUCGUCAAAUUACAUUCACAGCGACGAAUCCUCUAAUUACUCUUCCGCGGAGAGCGAGAGAGCCCUAGCGUCAUCUCCGUGCUUGCCCCAAUUCCAGCAGCUGCUGAAUCAGGACUUGGCGAUCCGCCACCGGAUGGUCCUGUCACGCCUCCGCAGCGUGGCGAAGCAGGCGCGGACGCUCCGGCAGGAGAACGUCAAUCUCAAAAUGGCCAACAUUGACUUGAACAAUCGUUUGAAUCUGCUACUCAAUUCGCUGCCACCGUUUCGUGGCGUGGAGUCUGAUCCUCCUGGUUUGGAUAACAUACUGAACAGGUUUCGGAAGAUGAGUGCGGAAGAGGAGGGGACGAGUGAGAAUGAGGCGGUGGGGGUGGCGCAGAGCCCCACUAGUGUGAUGGAUUCCGGUCAGGGUGGACUAGGAGAGAAACAGCUUCAUUUUCCAAAGUGUAUUUCAGUUCGUUCUAAUGGCUAUCUUAAGGCAGCGCGGGCCUAUGGCAAUGUCAGCGGCUCUGGAGUUGUCAAACCAUCAAACGAAAAUAAUGGGACGCAAAAGGUGUAUGUGAAAGGUGAGGAGGAGCAAGCGGUGGAACUGGAAGUGUACAAUCAAGGUAUGUUGAAGACUGAGCUGUGCAACAAAUGGCAACAAACUGGAGCUUGCCCUUAUGGAGAUGACUGCCAGUUUGCUCAUGGCAUUGCAGAGCUCCGGCCAGUCAUCCGCCACCCUCGUUACAAGACCGAGGUCUGUCGCAUGAUCUUGCACGGCGUCCCUUGCCCUUAUGGCCACCGCUGCCACUUCCGCCACACUCUCACCGAGGAGGAGGAGCUCGUGAGGGGCAGGAAUUCCAACUCUCUUCAACCUAUGAGCUGCCGGUAACUACUCUUUUAAGUAGAAUGGGAUUCGAUGCUGUAAGUAAAUAAGCAUCAAACAGAGAGGCUUUCUUUCCAUAGAAUGUUGAAUGGCUUAGGAUCUGAAACAUAGAAUUAUUGUGUGCUUUCAUCAUUUUGUGACGUUUCUUUACGUUUAAAAUGUCAUUAGUCGUAAUAAUGCAUUGCUACGCUGAUUAUUAGAGCAUUUUUCAGUUGUGUAAUCAUUUGUGGCCAAUGUUUGUUGUGUCUUGUUUAUUGUCACACAUUGAUAUUAAUGUGUGUGCGGUGUGCCAUAUAAUGUCAAUUAAGUAUUUGUAUUUACUUUGAUGAUAUAGUGGGCUGGUAGCUUGAUCCCUUAGUGGCCCAUCCAGAUUUGAUAUGUUAAAUGGACAAAGGCCUCCAUAUUC